GGAAUUGUGCUUAACUUUCAUGAAGGAGUGUCCGAGCGGUGCGUUGCAUUUACACGAGUUCAAGAGGAUCUUCGGGGUCCCGAACAGGUCUGCAGAGGAGUCCCUCUACAUUGAGACAAUAUUCAACUCCUUCGACACAAAUAAGGAUAACACACUUGAUUUCAUCGAGUACGUGGCAGCACUUCACCUGAUCUUACGGGGGAAUCUGGAAGACAGGCUCAAGUGGUCCUUCAAGAUGUACGACAAGGACGGGAACGGCAAGCUGGACCGGCAGGAGGUGAAACGGCUCAUCACGAUCCUUUACAAAAUCAAGCUCCAGAAGACGGACAUCAGCAUGACGCCGGCUGAAAUCUGUGACAGGAUCUUUGAGCUGGUCGACCAGAAUAAUGACGGUCGGAUCACGUUGUCUGAGUUCAUGGAGGGAGCUCAGAAGGACGAUGGGUCAUGA
Messenger RNA from Etheostoma spectabile (orangethroat darter), 448 nucleotides. RefSeq names its product guanylyl cyclase-activating protein 2. Gene Ontology annotation, molecular function: calcium ion binding; calcium sensitive guanylate cyclase activator activity. The record is from RefSeq and is a predicted model, not a curated record. The transcript has 4 exons. Bases 20 to 448 code for a protein of 142 amino acids. Gene Ontology annotation, cellular component: photoreceptor inner segment; cone photoreceptor outer segment. Lineage: Eukaryota; Metazoa; Chordata; Actinopteri; Perciformes; Percidae. Gene Ontology annotation, biological process: visual perception.